Salmo salar (Atlantic salmon) is the source of this 4042-nucleotide messenger RNA. Lineage: Eukaryota; Metazoa; Chordata; Actinopteri; Salmoniformes; Salmonidae. The record is from RefSeq and is a predicted model, not a curated record.
GCCUCUCUCUGCGCUCAGAGCGCUAUUUUCUGCCAGGCUUUGAAGCGGACUGAGAGAGUGGAGAGGGAGAAGCAGGCUUCAUUCAUAAUAGCGCCGUUACACAAGUUUACCAUCCCUAAAGCGUGGACCGGACAGACGAAAAGUUUUUAUCCAGGAUCUGAAGAGGCGACUUCAGUGGAAAAGUCAAACGUUUCUAUAGUAGGCUAAAAUACAUGUUUUAUUUGUUUCGGACGAGGCAUCGCAUCGUUGCAGCACUGAUACGUUUGCAGAACCUCUUCUUAGUUGGGAAGUUAGUUUCACAUAGUUGGCUACUCAGUGACAUUCGCUUCUUUUCGGCUGGAAAUCUUGACGGACUAAAUAACGUGAUUUAGUUUGUGUUUAGCACGCUUGUGGGAUUUUACCUGGAGACGGAAUUCGUACAUGCAACAGUAUUUUGUAUGAGAAAGCCAUGGCACAACAGAGCAGAAACGGAGGGACUUCAUUAAACAACAACAACGGCAUCGAUAACACCAAGAGGAAACUGUUGAUAGGACUGGACCUCUUCUGCCUGCUACUAGCUGGCCUGCCCUUCCUGAUAAUAGAGUCUAGCACCAUACGGCCGUACCAGAGAGGUUUUUACUGUUCUGACGAGUCCAUCCGGUACCCAUAUAAAAAUGGAGACACUAUCAGCGAUGCUGUGCUCUGUGCUGCUGGCAUUCUUAUUGCCAUCCUCUCUAUUGUUAUAGGAGAGUGUUACAGGAUUCACCAUCGCAGGGAGGGAUCUAAGUCUUUCAUUGGGAACCCUUAUGUCUCAUCUCUCUACAAACAGGUUGGAGUGUUUAUAUUUGGCUGUGCCAUCAGCCAGUCGUUCACAGACAUUGCCAAGGUGUCAGUGGGCAGGAUGAGGCCUCAUUUCCUGGACGUGUGUAAUCCUGACUGGUCAGCCAUCAACUGUUCCCUUGGAUACAUCACCUCCUACACCUGUAAUGGCACUGAGAGCAAAGUUCAGGAAGCCAGGAAAUCCUUCUUCUCAGGACAUGCCUCCUUCUCUAUGUUUACUAUGCUCUACCUGACUUUCUAUCUUCAGUCCAGGUUCACGUGGAGAGGUGCCCGGUUGCUCCGCCCUCUCGUCCAGUUCACGCUGCUGAUGAUGGCAUUCUACACCGGCCUAUCACGUGUCUCCGACCACAAGCACCACCCCACAGACGUACUGGCCGGCUUUGUACAGGGCGCCCUGGUGGCCUACUGCAUAGUGUUCUAUGUAUCUGACCUGUUCAAGCCGAGGGUGAAGCCUGCCUCCCCCCCUCCCUCCCCCAUCAAGAAGGAGCUCCUCCCCCCUGCUGACAUCAUCGAGCGGAACAACCACCACAACAUGGUGUGAGACAGGCCCCGUCCCUUCCCAUGACCGAGGAGCCUAUCACAGCGCUGUUCGCCUCCCAUUGGACAGUAGAAUGUAGCGACCAGAGAGACUGUCGCCGUGUCUCAUAUCACACUCUGUUCCUUAUGUAGUAGUGCACUACUUAUCACACGCUGUGGUCCAAAGUAGUGCACUACUUAUCACGCGCUGUGGUCCAAAGUAGUGCACUACUUAUCACGGUCUGUGGUCCAAAGUAGUGCACUACUUAUCACGCAUGUGGUCCAAAGUAGUGCACUACUUAUCACGUGCUGUGGUCCAAAGUGGUGCACUACUUAUCACGCGCUGUGGUCCAAAGUAGUGCAUUACUUAUCACACGCUGUGGUCCAAAUGUAGUGCACUACUUAGGAAAUAGCCUGUUAUUUGAGACCUGCCCUGCGGAGACCACUCUCACUAUCCAGAUUCUUUAACUACUAUUGUUAUUACUACUAUUCUGAUUUGAGCCCAAGUUAGAGCAAAAAGAAAAGACUCAAAAGCUAAAGACAAGAAGUUACAGACAGCAGUGCAGAGCCACUGGAACAGAACACUUUGUAACUACACAAAGGGAAAAAAGUGUAAAAAAAUAUAAAUGAAUGAGUGAAUGAAUGAAUGAAGCAAGGAAAGAAAGACAGUCUCUGUCUGAGGCCUUGACAUAGGAGAACAACUUCCUUAGUAAUAGGAACGAUAUUACUGCAAAAUGACUAGCAAACGACACAUACAGUAUAUGAGUAACAAUAUAGAGCAGAAUAACUUACAGCACUAUAAUCCAGUUGACUGUCAAUUAUCACCACUCGUCACCCGCUGGAGCAGCUAUCAGAACGCUUGUUGAUGAUCACGUAGAGCAGGGGUGUCAAACUCUAUCCAUGGAGGGCCUAGUCUCUGCUGGUUUUUGGUCUUUCCUUUCGAUUAAGACCUAGACAACCAGGUGAGGGGAGUUUCUUACUAAUUAGUGACUUUAAUUCAUCAAUCAAGUACAAGGGAGGAGCAAAAACCCGCAGACACUCAGCCCUCCGUUGAAUGAGUGUGACACGUGACACAGAGAAUUAAAGUAAACCUGUAACUAGUUAACUUGUCCAAUGCCAGCUACUAACUACUACUAGAGAAGGAAGAGACCUGGACAGGAACCAGACACAUACUACUCUAGCUCCUACCACCAAGUAGAAGUUUGGACUAGUCUAGUUCUUAGUUCGACAAGGCUCUUCUAGCUGCCCCUCUGGGUAACCUAACCUGGGAUGAUGCUUUCUGAAAGAGGGGGGUUCUUGAAAGAGGGAUGUUAAAAGAGUAGGGAUAUUGAUUGGUAUUAGUUUGGGGGGAUUCGGGAGAGGAAGAGAAGGAGGGGGAGGUAAAUAUCUCUCAGCCACCUGUCACCCUGUCUGGGGGGCGUGGCUGUGCCAUGCUGCCGCUUGAUUGGCUGCGUAUGUGGGGGUGUGGUCUGUCACCAUGGACACAGGGUUGAUUGACAGCUAAGCUGGGACAUUAUGGGAUAGGGGCUCUUUCCGCUGGCAGGGAGGGGCUCUGGCCUACCCAAUCACUCAUUAGCGGUAUGUAUGUAUGUAUGUAUGUAUGUAUGUAUGUAUGUAUGUAUGUAUGUAUGUAUGUAUGUAUGUAUGUGUCCUGUGUGUCACUGUGUUGGUGCGUGCCAGUGUGUCCGCUUUUGUGUAUGUGUGAUGUGUAUAGGUUUGCGUGUCUUGUGUAUUUGUGUGAUUGUCUUUGUGUGUGUGUGUGUGUCUUUGAUGAACCCUCCUGGUAGUGUGUGUAGAAUGAACCCUCCUUACACACACCAUUGUCUGUGCCAAGAAUGUGUAUGUGUAUGUGUGUGUGUGUGAGUGUGUGUGUGUGUGUGUGUGUGUGUGUGUGUGUGUGUGUGUGUGUGUGUGUGUGUGUGUGUGUGUGUGUGUGUGUGUGUGUGUGUGUGUGUGUGUGUGUGUGUGUGUGUGUGUGUGUGUCAGAGAGGGCCAGAGGUGGAGGACUGAGACCCUGUCCAGAGAACGUUAGAAAACUGUGGAUUUAAUAUUUUUAUUUUCUGCUACGAUGCAUCUUUAACAUGUUCAGUGCUAGUCCAGUAAUGUCAUUAACUAACUGCUCCCCAUCAGCCAUUUUAUUUUACAGCUCAGCUUACUCAGGGCAAAUCUCAAAUGGCAUGCUAUUCCCUAUAGAAUGCACUUCUGGCUAAAAUAAGUGCACUAGAUAGGGAAUAGGGUGCCAUUUUGGAUGGAGCCUAAGACAUCUUCUCAACAUCACCACUUCAAAACGUUGCACAUCUUUCUAAUCACGUUUAGUCCGUCCUAUCAUUUUGGCAAACUCUUUCCUUUUCAUUUUAUAAAUAUAUAAAUUAUGUAUAGUUCACAAAAAUUAACUGUGUAAGAUAUUAUUUCUUAUGUUUAACUAUUGUCCACUAUGAAACCACAACCUCUGUUGUCUACCAAGUGCUGCUUAAAAAGCAUUUAUUUACAGAUUUUUUUAUUUAGUUAACUCAAAUAUUGUAGAUUUGUGGUAGUAAGUUUUUAAUACGCGUUGAAAACAAACCUAGAAUUGUAUUAAAAUUCACUAUUAGUAUUUUUGUAUUGUCUCAUUUUGUACAAAAUAAAUAUUAGCAAAGUUUUUGUUUCUGCUUAAUGUACUUAGCUCUACUAGAUGUGGUUUUAAAUAAAAAGCCCGUUAUAAACACAA